Messenger RNA from Symbiodinium necroappetens, 1779 nucleotides. Lineage: Eukaryota; Dinophyceae; Suessiales; Symbiodiniaceae. The record is from the annotation of a GenBank genome assembly.
AUGGGAGUUUUCGACCGCCUCUUUGCGUUGGGAGAUCGGUUGCUGAAUGGUGACCUGGUCGACGAGGGAUGGAAUGAGCUUGCGGAAUUUGCGCGAAGCAGCGUGUGCUUCGUGGCCGAUGUGCCUCACACCUGGCUGCUUCCCCACUGCAGCUGCUUGGUUCACCACGGUGGUGCGGGAACAGUGCAGACAGCCCUGCGUGCGGAAGUACCGCAAGCAGCUGAGUUCCGGGACAGUGAUUGUUUCGGUGCAGAGACAGGCGGAGGGAGAGAAAGAGCUCAAGGCUCAAGUUUUGCUUUGUGGAUCCAGUUUAAAAAGGAGUAUAGAUUCAUGCUCGGACAUCCAACGGAUGACGAUGAUUCCUCCGAGGACAUGGAUGAGCUGUUCUGCAACGUAAUUGCUGCCAUGAGGCCAACUUCACCUGAGAUUCUGCGGGCCACGCCAGCAUUUGAGACACUGCGGUGCCUGGCCCGACCUCUGCGCAGUCUCGAGGGCGACUUCUUUGGACGGAGCCAGGUGACGACAAGAAUUGGAUCAUUUUGGUCGCAUAGUUGGCACGGAUCGACUUGGCAAAAGAUCGCCUUUCUCUUCUUUUCGAACAAUGGUCCCGCGGCUGCAGCCGUAGGCUCGGCCUCAGCUGUUUUGGGAGGGUUGCUCUAUUGCUACAGGAUCUUGCCAAGUAUUUUUGGGCACCUGGGGUGGUGUUCGAUCUUCGCCACAUUCACGUAUGUCUUCACCUUGCUUUUCUGGCGAAGGAGGCAACUGGUUUUCCUGGACAGGAUCUGCAUCUCAGAUGAUGAAAAGCUGAAAGCAGAGGCGAUGCUCAGUUUGGGUGCUUUCUUAAGAUAUUCUGAUGCCAUGCUCGUCUUGUGGGAUCCGACGUUCAUGGACCGGUUGUGGUGCUUACUAGAACUUGCCGCCUACUUACACAGUCGGAAGGCAGGCUCCAAGAUCAGGCUGACCAUCCGCCCUACGCUGUUGGGCCCCUUACUUCAAAUCACAGUCUUUUCUCUGAUCGUCUUCAACGCUGUAACCACGUUUGCUUGGGUCCUCAUAGAUGGUUUCUGGUACUUUUGGCUGGUCGUUCUCCUGCUGUCAAGCGUGAACUUCUGGCUCACGGCUCACAUGGGUCGUGACUACUGCCGAACAAUAGAGAAAGUGCGAGACGACAUUGCAGCCUUCAGUGUUGACAAGCUGGUGAGUUGGUGUUGUUGCGUGGGGCACAAAGACCCAGCAUCAGGAAUGCCAGUGCCUUGUGACCGGAAGAUCAUUUUGCAAUGUAUUCAAAUAUGGUUUGGCAGCAUCGAAGCCUUCGAGCAUCAAGUACGGUCAGACGUCCUGCGAAUCCUCGUGGAUCAGCUCUCCAAUCAAGUCAUUUCUUACGGACUGCUGGUAACCGUGACGGUGCCCAUAACCUGGGGAUACCUGGAUGUUGUCUUUGACCGCUUUAGGGUUGGUGAGUAUGCGGAGGGCAUGCACAGCCUGAUGCGUGGAUUGACAUACGGCUUGGCUAUGUCUCCCUCUCUUAUAUUACUCCUAUUCCGGCUGGCAUACCAUUUGCGGAGGCAGCGCAGCUUGUACCUGCUAGAACUACUCGCGUCAGCGCUUGUCAUUCUUUGCGGCCUUUGUAUUUUUGUUUGCAUUGUCGCGUGGGACCUGUCAACGUUCACAGUGUUGCUUCCGGAGGCUCGAAUCGCAGCCGGGUUGCUAUUUUGUGUGCCCACAGUGGCCGUGGCACUGGUGGUGUGGACAGUCGUGCCCAAGAUCAAACUUCUCUAG